CGGGGAGCCGGUCGGGUUCCCGCUCGCUGUCUCCGCCGCCGCCCCCCACAGUGCCUCUCCCGCCUCUCCACAGCGCGGGUCGUGGGAGCUGCAUCCUCCACUCAGUUCGCUGUGGACACUCCAGUUCGGGAUCAGCGAGCCUGCGACGCGACAUCCCGACACCCCCGUCACCUCCAGCCCGGGCGACCCCUCCCCGGCCGGGUCCGCCCUCGCCCUGUGCGGUGCCGGAGCCCCCUGGCCCUGAGCGUCCCGUGGGCCCGCUCCCGCACUCCGGCCUCGGCACUCCCACAGCCGCCGCCGCCCCCCACCCGGAACAUGGACUCCGACUCCUGCGCCGCCGCCUUCCACCCCGAGGAGUACUCCCCCACUUGUAAGAGGCGCCGGACUGUGGAAGACUUCAACAAAUUCUGCACCUUCGUCUUGGCAUAUGCGGGCUACAUCCCCUACCCAAAGGAGGAGCUCCCCCUGAGGAGCAGUCCCAGCCCCGCCAACAGCACUGCCGGGACCAUUGACAGCGACGGCUGGGACACUGGUUUCUCUGACAUCACGCCUUCAGUGCCCGACCGAUGCUUCAGCCACCUGCAGCCUUCCCUCUUGCAGAGAGCUAAGCCCAGUAACUACCUUCUGGACAGGAAGACAACUGACAAGCUGAAGAAGAAGAAGAGGAGGAAGCGCAGGGACAGCGACAUACCUGUGAAGGAGGGAUUCAGGGAGAGCCUGCUGAAGCUGGAAGCUGCAGACCCAUAUGUGGAGACUCCCUCAAGCCCCACCAUGCAGGAUAUUCCCCAGGCGUCUGCUGACCCCUGCUCAGGCUGGGACUCUGACACACCCUCAAGUGGCUCUUGUGCUACUGUGUCACCUGAUCAGGUCACAGAAAUAAAAACUGAAGGAAAACGGACUAUUGUCCGCCAGGGAAAGCAGGUGGUGUUCCGAGACGAAGACAGCACUGGCAAUGAUGAAGACAUCAUGGUGGACUCAGAUGAUGAUUCCUGGGACCUCGUCACCUGUUUCUGCAUGAAGCCCUUUGCCGGCCGCCCCAUGAUCGAGUGUAACGAGUGCCACACCUGGAUUCACCUGUCCUGUGCAAAGAUCCGCAAGUCCAAUGUCCCGGAAGUUUUUGUCUGCCAAAAGUGCCGGGACUCCAAGUUUGAUAUCCGUCGCUCCAACCGGUCCCGAAUGGGCUCCCGGAAGCUGUUUCUGGACUGAUCUGGAGCUGUGGAGGAGAUAGGCGGGACUGGAAGGGCCUGGGCUCUAGCCUCCCUUAGUUGAGCACAGAACUCACAGCUCUGGUGCAGGCAGACCCUGCCACUCAGGUGCCUAAGCAAAGGACAAGCCGUCCAGAUAGAACUGUACAUAGCUAGUGAGCAGAUCAAACCGUGAGAGCUGCUGCUCCAGCUAUGUUCUCUGCAUUGGAGGCAGACAGAGCACCAGGUCUGCUUCAGCUAACAGUGAGGGCACACAGUCAUUGUUAGCCAGUCGCCGCCAUUGGGAGCCGGUGCUAGCUGUCCUGUCUCCGCUGUGCUCGGGAGUGGAGGUGUUGUGUUUCCCUGGCUGUUUGUUCUCAGUGUUGCUCUUUUAUCACAAGUGUCUAUACAGCAGCCGUCCAAGUUGCCCGCCCUUUUGUGGUCUCACUUCCUUGCCUCAGUUGUACUUGCUGAGCUGCUGAGCUGUGGUCUGGUGUCCCCAAGAGGAGCCCUGGGUGGGGGGGCAGUGGUUCUUUGGGUUUUCACGGUUGGUUUAAAGGGACAAUGUGUAGCCGCCUUUCCACAGAGUGAGGGUUGGGGUGGAGGUGUUCUGUGUUCAUAACUCAGUUUCUUGUUUUGCACGAUGUAAAAAACAAAAAGCAUAUUUUUUUCCCCACAAUACAGCCCAAAGUAUUUGCCACUGUUACACUGGGUGUCCCAGCUCUGCUGGUGGUGCCCAGUCCAGUAACAGUCCACAGAAGACACUGUCCUUGGGCCCUGUGUGCUGUUCUUCAGAUAAUGGGUGAAAAGAAUGGGCAUUCUGCCUUCCAUACAGGUUCCUGGGGCAAGGCAAGGUCUGAGUGCUAGAGCACCAGCUUGCAGAGUUUCAGAGGUGUGAACCAGAGCCCUGGUCUGAGUGAGGGCUGGCUCAGCUCCUGGACACUGGUGGUCCUGGGGCAGAGGGAAAGGAGGAAGAGGGCGUUGGCUCUCAAACCAGCAUCUCCAGUGCUCAUUCUUUCUCCGUAGUGUUUCCUACCCAGUUGUCACGCGUAUUCUUUGUUAGCCUGAGACAGAGCAGAGUGGCCAGUGUGUCACCUUUCUUCCCCUUCCUGGAGUACCUUUGUAAGGUCACAGGCAUUCUCCCACAUUGUCUUAAGCACCAAAGGAGCUCAGAGUGUAGACUGUAACUUGGCAAAUCAGAGCCUUUUUUUAAAAAAAAAAAUAAUAGCAUCUUUCUCACUCACCCAGUUUAACUUUCUUUCUUUUUUUAAAUCCUGUUGCUCAUAUUAAAGUAGAAGUACUGCUGAGCUCUGUAGAUUGUGCAGACCUCAAGGGGAGAGCUCUUCUAAAGAGAAGCUGUGAUAGAAACAGUCUUGCCCCCAGGCUAUUGUGUGGCUCUGAUGGGACAAAUACCCAGGACAAGUUAGAGGAAUUUGCCAAAGACCUGCCCCAUGACAGUUGUUGUCCAGUGUCUUCACCCUGAGAAUAACCAAAGUUGCAGUAGUUUUUUUUUCUUUUUAAGUGCAUUUAAGAAUAUGUGUGGUUUUGUUGUGGAACAGUGGAGCUGGCCAUUAUUACAUGUGCUCAGAGAUCAAUGCCUCUGGAAUACAUUUGACAUCUGUUUGUGUUUGCUUGCUUUGUUUUUAAGGGGAUCUUUCCCUGUGGGUGGUGUCAGAAUUUGGACACCUUGGUUUGGGGGUAGGUUGAGCUGGGCAGCUGCAAUCAGCUUGUUUAUGCAAACUGGGCGUGAGCCUCUCUGGGCUCCUGGUUGAUGGCUAAUGCUGGGAGGGAAGGGUCAGCCCCAAGUAGACCCUUCCCGUGGGCUUUGGCCAGGCCAGACACAACAUCGUUUACAUGUUCUGUGUAAUUAUAAAGUUUAUGUGUAUAAAGCAAGCUGUUUCUGUGAAACUGUAUAUUUUGUAAAUAAAGAUAUUGCUACUUUGA
This is a messenger RNA of Mus musculus (house mouse), 3128 nucleotides long. RefSeq names its product PHD finger protein 13 (gene Phf13). The record is from RefSeq and is marked validated. The transcript is spliced from 4 exons. Gene Ontology annotation, biological process: mitotic chromosome condensation; DNA damage response; chromatin organization. NCBI's taxonomy places the organism in Eukaryota, Metazoa, Chordata, Mammalia, Rodentia, Muridae. Bases 316 to 1206 code for a protein of 296 amino acids. Gene Ontology annotation, cellular component: nucleoplasm; nucleus. Gene Ontology annotation, molecular function: chromatin-protein adaptor activity; chromatin binding; histone H3K9me2/3 reader activity.